GGCCCUGAUCCUCCUGCCAAUGUUGAUGGCCCCAAUGAAGAUGAGGAGGACGAGGAGAAGGAGGGGUAUGCCGCCGCUGUCGCUGCUGGCGGCGGCGGCGGCAGCGAGGAGGAGGAAGUGUCAGGCGGGACCGGGGAGCUGCUGAGGGGGCUGCCGCUGACGGCCUGGCUGGACCACCUCAUGCAGCCGCAUGUGGCAGGGGUGCUGCUGGGUAUCGUGUCGGAGGCGGCGGGCGUGCAGGCGCUGCGGCACACCUACCAGCUGGUGCAGACGGCCCUGCAGCAGGAGAUGGCGCUGCUGCCGCCCGCAGCAGCAACCUCCAGAGGGGCAGCGGCAGCAGCGAGGAAGAAGAAGGGGAAGAGCGGCAGACGGGGAGGAGGAGGAGGAGGAGGAGGGCGGAGGGGGCCCCCGAGUGAUGGGGCGGGUGAGCCGGCGGAUGCGGUUGCGGGUGAGGCUGCGGUGGGGGAGAAGGCGGAGGUAGCGGAGGCGGUGGAGGUGCCGGAGGCCCGAGGGCGGAAGAAAGAGGCAAAGGCGGAGACGUCAGUCGCUGCUGCCGGGCCCAGUGGCAAUGGAGAAGGAGCAGGUGGAACAGGAGGAGCAGGUGGAGGAGGGGAGCCGCUGGCGGUGCUGCUGCCGCCCGCGGAGGACAGUGCGGCUGCCUUCCAGGGCAUGCAGCGACUCACCGGGAAGCAGGGUCGGGGCAACCCCGCGCCAGCGCCGGCACCGCAAGAACGGCAGGCGCAAGCUGGUGAGGAGGGGCAGCGGGAGGGAGAGGGACAAGCAGGGACUGCAGCACCCGCAGCAGGGCACCCGCCCCCCUCGGCCGGCCCUGUCCGGCCGCCCUCGGGGCACCUUUGGUUGCCGCUGCGGCAGGUGUGGAGCGGAAACAGUGUGAUGGUGAAGCUGAUUGCGCCGGAGAACCGCACCCGGGAGUUUGGGGAGGAGGAGGAGGACGGGCCGCUCAACAUUGAUGUGCAGUAUGUGGCGCUGCGGGGGGUGACGGUGGCCCUGAGGCCGCCGCUGCAGCUGCUGUGAGCCCGGAUGCGAUGUGGUUUGGGGGACAGAGGAAAUAGGAGGAGUCAGCAUGCGCUUGUCUCGCGGGCGCCGGCUAUUGCUGGUGUGUUGUGUGUUGUUUGCUUGGAAGGAAGCGAGGACAGCCAAAGCACGGUCAGCUGACGUGUGCAUUUCAGGUAUGGUUCUUGCGAGCGCCAUUUUUCUUUCAAGCUUUCGGUGGUUUCUUGAGGUGCAACAAUGCGG
Messenger RNA from Astrephomene gubernaculifera, 1257 nucleotides. Lineage: Eukaryota; Viridiplantae; Chlorophyta; Chlorophyceae; Chlamydomonadales; Astrephomenaceae. The record is from the annotation of a GenBank genome assembly.